Messenger RNA from Hevea brasiliensis (rubber tree), 1644 nucleotides. Its product is annotated as E3 ubiquitin-protein ligase At1g63170. The transcript is spliced from 5 exons. The coding region runs from base 247 to 1410 and encodes 387 amino acids. The record is from RefSeq and is a predicted model, not a curated record. Lineage: Eukaryota; Viridiplantae; Streptophyta; Magnoliopsida; Malpighiales; Euphorbiaceae.
CCUUUUUGGCUUCACUUCUUGAUUGGAUUUCAAAUCCUCUAAAACGUGUUGUAAAUUAUUGGUUUGUACUAAAAUUAUUCCUUUGCACAUUCAAACGCUCCCUUCCGAUUCCAAAAUCCUAAAUUUCUUCGGAAUUUCAAGUUUCAGUCAUUUCAAAUAAAGCUAUCCAAUUGGGUAUUUGAAGAUUCAAGCCUUUCAAAUUCGCCUCUUUGUUGUUGGAAUCCGUCCUAAAAAAAAAAAAAAAAAAUGCGUCACUCAAAUCCCUCUGUCUCGUCUCCGACGUCUGAUUCUGUUGACACCUCACCUCUCCUCACCCACUCGAUUGCCGACCACCUCCUCCGAAGCCGACGUCUCCUGCGCCACCCGCCGCAGCCCCUCCGUGGUGCAGCUGCUCGGCUCCUCCGGCGAGCCAGCAGCCGUCGCAUGAUGCUUCGGGAGCCCUCUGUCCGGGUGCGCGAAAAUGCGGCGGAGCAGCUCGAGGGGCGCCAGAGCGAUUGGGCUUACUCCAAGCCUAUUAUUGUGCUAGAUGUGUUGUGGAAUUUGGCCUUCGUGGGGAUUGCUGUUGUGGUGUUGGGGCUCAGCGUCAAGGAGGAACCUGAGGUGCCGUUGAGGCUGUGGAUUAUUGGGUACGGUUUGCAGUGUGUGUUUCAUAUUGCCUGUGUGAUCUUCGAGUACAGAAGGCGUAGUGGAAGGAAUGUGGGAUUGGGAGUCAAUGGGGCUUGGGCAAGUGGGGAUUCCACUUCGGGAUCGGGGAGUGAUGGAGGAAAUUCUGUGUACUAUGGGGCUGAAGAGCAGGCCAAUGAUGAUGAAACUAGUGUUGUAAAGCCCCUGGAGUCUGCAAAUACAAUGUUUUCAUUUGUCUGGUGGAUUGUCGGAUUUUACUGGGUUACUGCUGGUGGCCAAAAUGUGACACAUGAUUCACCUCAGCUAUACUGGCUUUGUAUCACAUUUCUUGCUUUCGAUGUGAUCUUUGUAAUUAUCUGUGUUGCUGUUGCAUCUCUCAUUGGUAUUGCUAUUUGCUUCUGCCUUCCAUGUAUAAUUGGAAUCUUAUAUGCCAUGACAGAUAGGGAAGGAGCAACAAAGGAAGAGAUUGAUCAAUUGCCUAAGUACAAGUUCCACAGGAAGGGAAAUUUUGAGAACGUUAAUGGUGAGAUUCAAGCAUCUUUUGGAGGGACGAUGGCUGAAUGUGAAAUUGAUAUGCCCACUGAGCGUCUACUCUCUCAUGAGGAUGCUGAAUGCUGCAUUUGUCUUUCUGCAUAUGAAGAUGGAACUGAGCUGCGUGAACUUCCUUGUCAUCACCAUUUCCACAGCACAUGCAUAGAUAAGUGGCUUUACAUCAAUGCAACCUGCCCUCUCUGCAAGUUCAACAUUCUAAAGGCAAGCAACCAAAUUUGUAUUGAAGAAGUAUAGAAACCAGGUUGUCGACAAGAGUUCCGGACAGAACUUCUUGCCUAGCUGUGUUAUCAUGUGCACAUGACCAUCUUGCUAGCAGUGGACCGUAUUCACUGGAGACAGAAUCUAGCCUGUGCCAAUCUCAAGAUUUAUCAUUACGAUGUGUAAUUAUCUGUAACUUUUCUCGGUCUCUCUGCCUAAUGUAUAUGAUAUUUUUACUGUUAAUUAUUAGAGAAACAGAUUUAAUGAGUA